This is a messenger RNA of Scomber scombrus (Atlantic mackerel), 456 nucleotides long. RefSeq names its product transcription factor HES-2-like. Gene Ontology annotation, cellular component: nucleus. Gene Ontology annotation, molecular function: RNA polymerase II cis-regulatory region sequence-specific DNA binding; protein dimerization activity; DNA-binding transcription factor activity, RNA polymerase II-specific. The record is from RefSeq and is a predicted model, not a curated record. The transcript is spliced from 2 exons. NCBI's taxonomy places the organism in Eukaryota, Metazoa, Chordata, Actinopteri, Scombriformes, Scombridae. Gene Ontology annotation, biological process: anterior/posterior pattern specification; regulation of neurogenesis; regulation of transcription by RNA polymerase II. The coding region runs from base 1 to 456 and encodes 151 amino acids.
AUGCAGCCAGCAGAAAUCAGAUUCUCUCUACAGAGACCUCUACAGCACAGAGAUCCAGCUAUGGCACCUACAGUCACUGCAGCAAUGACCAACUCUCAGGAGCAUCUGACUCUGACCCACAAGCUAAGAAAGCCUCAGGUGGAGAAGUUACGCAGAGAUCGAAUCAACAGCAGCAUUGAGCAGCUCAAGUCUCUCCUGGGUCCAAAGUUCCUCAAACAACAGCCAGACUCCAAGAUGGAGAAAGGAGACAUCCUGGAGAUGACAGUUUGCCUCCUGACACAACUGCAGCAGCAGAAUCAACAGCAAGGAAGACUGCUGAACCACUUCAACAAGCUGCAGUCUUCCUCUGACAAGAACCUGAGAGAUGCUGACUUCUCUCCUCUGAGCUCCACAGUCCAGACCAGCAUCACUAAAGUGAAGAGUCCAGUCAACAGCGCCCUCUGGAGGCCGUGGUAG